Molecule: messenger RNA, 2015 nt
Organism: Megalopta genalis
Lineage: Eukaryota; Metazoa; Arthropoda; Insecta; Hymenoptera; Halictidae
Gene: Uba4
Product: Ubiquitin-like activating enzyme 4
Biological process (GO): tRNA wobble position uridine thiolation; protein urmylation
Cellular component (GO): cytoplasm; cytosol
Molecular function (GO): adenylyltransferase activity; URM1 activating enzyme activity; thiosulfate-cyanide sulfurtransferase activity
Source: RefSeq, a predicted model, not a curated record
CUUCAGCAGCGAGCUUUUCCCGACUGUACUGUCGCCAAUGAGUAUCAGACGAAACUGAUAGUCAAAAAUUGGAUCCACCAUCUUGACGUUCGUUACGAUAAAACUUUUUCACAAGUGACGCUCUCGUGUUGUCACUUUAGACUUUAGAGGAUCAUGAUUUUCCACUUGUCAAGACUGAGAACCUCGCUGACCGUGACAUUAAUCAUCAGCUUCCUACCUUUGCCCGACUUAUUGCGCACGACACUGUCCGAAUAAACACGCAGACCUCGCGAGGAUCAUCAAAAUAGUAUGCAUCAUGAUUUGCGGAAGACUAGUCUCCCGUCGAUCAUUUUAGCUUUCUCUGUGUUUUUUAACCGCUCGCCAAAUAUCAAAUAUCACGCGAUAGCACAAUGAGUUCAAAGUGGAUGGAAUUACAUACAUACAUAUAUUGUUUCUUUGAUCGAAGAUUUCGAAAGCAAUACAACUUUUAAAUGUUUGAAGAACGGAUUAAUAAUUGAUAGUAAAAAAUCUACUUAACAGAGAUGAACGAAAAGAAAUUAAUCGAUGAAAUUAUGGAACUGCGUAAGAUAUUACGUGCAAAAGAAGCUCAACUAGCUACCUUGAAGCGCGAAAAACAAAUUUUGCAGGAUUACGGUUUAAGUAAUGACGAGAUAUCAAGAUACAGCCGACAAAUAUUUUUGCCAGAAAUUGGCAUUGAAGGUCAACUAAAAUUGAAAAACAGUUCUGUAUUAAUUGUCGGAGCAGGUGGUCUUGGGUGUCCUGCUGCUUUAUAUUUGGCAUCAGCUGGUAUAGGACACAUUGGUAUUAUCGACUACGAUGAUGUUGAGAUUAACAAUCUUCAUAGACAACUGUUAUAUACGGAAACAAGCAUAGGGUCAUCUAAAGUAGAUGCUGCUAUGGAACAUCUUAAUCGUAUGAAUAGUAACAUUAAAAUUACUCCAUAUAAGAUUCAAUUAGAUAGUAACAAUGCAAUGGAAAUAAUAGAAGAUUAUGAUGUGGUGCUAGAUGCAACAGAUAAUGUUGCUACACGUUAUUUACUAAAUGAUGCGUGUGUCUUAAGUAAAAAGCCUUUAGUUUCUGGAUCGGCAUUAAGAUUUGAAGGACACUUAACGGUUUUUAAUUACAACGGUCCUUGCUAUAGAUGCAUAUUCCCUAAGCCGCCUCCUCCUGAAACUGUAACAAAUUGUGGAGAUGGUGGAGUCUUUGGCCCAGCUGUUGGCACCAUUGGUGUUCUUCAAGCAUUAGAGGCACUAAAGAUUGUACUUAAGAUGCCUUGUGUUUUAUCUGGUCAACUAUUGCUGUUUGAUGGUCUAGAAAUGAAGUUUCGUAAUAUCAAUCUGCGACCCAAACAUGCGAAUUGUCCUGUGUGCGGAAAAUGUCCAACCGUUCAGAUAUUAAUCGAUUACGAACAGUUUUGUGGCGCAAAAGCGAAUGACAAGGAUCCAAACUUGAAUAUAUUGCAGAGGGAUGAAAGAAUUAGUGUGGAAGAGUAUAAUACAGCAUUAGAAUUAGGAACAAAGCCUCAUAUGUUAAUCGAUGUGCGUUCACCCGAAGAAUUUGAAAUUUGUCACUUGAAGAAUUCUGUAAAUGUACCGUUGCACAAAAUUGAAAGUAAUGAAACAAUAUCAUUAAUCAAAAAUAAGGUAAAAGAAAUAAGAGAUGAACAUGAUAAGAUUGGAUUAUACGUUAUGUGCAGAAGAGGCAAUGAUUCACAAAAGGCAGUGAAGCAUCUGCAGAAAGUAUUGGGUGAAACUGAUUUUGAGAUAAAAGAUAUCAUUGGAGGAAUUCAUGCUUGGAGCAAAAAAAUCGAUCAUACAUUCCCUGUGUAUUGAUUAUGUGAAAUUCAAAAUGUGUUUAAGUGUGUUUAUUAUGCUUUUUAUUCAUAAAGAUCGUAUGUGCAUAAUUUAGCAAUAUGCAAUUUUGUAAAUAAUGUAUAUAUAAGAGACAUAUACAUCUACAAAAAUUUAUCAUAUGUAAAAUAAAUUUAAUUGGAAUAUUUUUCUAUCUCACAACUA